Messenger RNA from Carassius gibelio (silver crucian carp), 6230 nucleotides. RefSeq names its product oocyte zinc finger protein XlCOF6-like. The transcript is spliced from 2 exons. Gene Ontology annotation, cellular component: nucleus. Gene Ontology annotation, biological process: regulation of transcription by RNA polymerase II. The record is from RefSeq and is a predicted model, not a curated record. Bases 286 to 2307 code for a protein of 673 amino acids. Gene Ontology annotation, molecular function: DNA-binding transcription factor activity, RNA polymerase II-specific; RNA polymerase II transcription regulatory region sequence-specific DNA binding. NCBI's taxonomy places the organism in Eukaryota, Metazoa, Chordata, Actinopteri, Cypriniformes, Cyprinidae.
UUACUUUUACUAACCAACUGCAAAUGUUUUCCUGAAAGAGAAAUCUAUUAAAUAUAAUCUACACAUCAUUCAAUACUAAAUAUACAUCUUAAUACACAUGUAAACCAAAUUGUGUCCUUUUAUUAAUUUGAUUGCUAAUGUUGUUUUUAAUGUCAUACAUUUUAAGUCCAUUAACUCUGACUCCCUUAGCAGUGUGCUGACUACUGAACUAGAGCUGAUUAUUUCUGUUAAUUAUUCUCAUCUUAAUCACAGAUAAACUGAGGUCCAUGUGACACUUUUAUAAAGAUGGAGUUUAUUAAAGAGGAGACAGAAGACGUGAAGAUUGAAAACACAUUCAGAGUCAAACAUGAAGAGACUGAGGAACAAACAGACCUGAUGGCACUGAAAGAGGAGAGUCAAGGACUGAAUGAAACCGAAGAGAAAGAACAAAAUGAGAAACAUCAUGAUUUCAAAACUGAAGAAAAAUCAAUUAGUUGUUCACAGACUGAAAAGACUCAGAAAAUACAAACUAAAACCCUUAAUUCCAACAUAAUUCAUAUUGGAGAGAAACCUUACACCUGCAAAAUGUGUGGAAAGUGUUUUACACAGAAAUAUCACCUUAAUGUCCACAUGAGAAUUCACACUGGAGAGAAACCUUACACCUGCAAAAUGUGUGGAAAGUGUUUUACACGGAAAGAUCACCUUAAUGUCCACAUGAAUAUUCACACUGGAGAGAAACCUUACACCUGCAAAAUGUGUGGAAAGUAUUUUACACGGAAAGAUCACCUUAAUGUCCACAAGAGAAUUCACACUGGAGAGAAACCUUACACCUGCAAAAUGUGUGCAAAGUGUUUUACUCUGAAAAGUCAGCUUAAUGUCCACAAGAGAAUUCACAGUGAAGAGAAACCAUUCAUAUGCCCUCAGUGUGGAAAGAGAUUUAAACAGAUAAAUGGCCUUAAUGUCCACAUGAGUAUUCACACUGGAGAGAAACCUUACACCUGCAAAUUGUGUGGAAAGUGUUUUACUCUGAAAAGUCAGCUUAAUGUCCACAAGAGAAUUCACAGUGAAGAGAAACCAUUCAUAUGCCCUCAGUGUGGAAAGAGAUUUAAACAGAAAAAUACCCUUAAUGUCCACAUGAGAAUUCACACUGGAGAGAAACCUUACACCUGCAAAUUGUGUGGAAAGUGUUUUACACAUAAAAAUAACCUAAAUGUCCACAUGAAUAUUCACACGGGAAAGAAACCUUACACCUGUGAGCUGUGUGGAAAGUGUUUUACACGAAAAGAGCACCUUAAUGUCCACAAGAGAAUUCACACUGGAGAGAAACCUCACACCUGUGAGCUGUGUGAGAAGAGUUUCACACGAAAGGAAGAUCUUGAGAUUCACAUGAGAAUUCACAGUGAAGAGAAACCAUUCAUAUGCCCUCAGUGUGGAAAGAGAUUUAAACAGAAAAAUACCCUUAAUGUCCACAUGAGAAUUCACACUGGAGAGAAACCUUACACCUGCAAAGUGUGUGGAAAGUGUUUUACACAUAAAAAUAGCCUUAAUGGCCACAUGAGAAUUCACACUGGUGAGAAACCUUACACCUGUGAGCUGUGUGGAAAGUGUUUUACACAUAAAAAUCGCCUUAAUGUCCACAAGAGAAUUCACACUGGAGAGAAACCUCACACCUGUGAGCUGUGUGAGAAGAGUUUCACACGAAAGGAAGAUCUUGAGAUUCACAUGAGAAUUCACAGUGAAGAGAAACCAUUCAUAUGCCCUCAGUGUGGAAAGAGAUUUAAACAGAAAAAUACCCUUAAUGUCCACAUGAGAAUUCACACUGGAGAGAAACCUUACACCUGCAAAGUGUGUGGAAAGUGUUUUACACAUAAAAAUAGCCUUAAUGGCCACAUGAGAAUUCACACUGGUGAGAAACCUUACACCUGUGAGCUGUGUGAGAAGAGUUUCACACGAAAAGAGCACCUUAAUGUCCACAAGAGAAUUCACAGUGAAGAGAAACCUUACACCUGUGAGCUGUGUGAGAAGAGUUUCACACGAAAGGAAGAUCUUGAGAUUCACAUGAGAAUUCACACUGGAGAGAAACCAUUCAUAUGCCCUCAGUGUGGAAAGAGAUUUAAACAGAAAAAUACCCUUAAUGUCCACAUGAGAAUUCACACUGGAGAGAAACCUUACACCUGCAAAUUGUGUGGAAAGUGUUUUACACAGAAAAUUCACCUUAAUGUCCACAUGAGUAUUCACACUGGAGAGAAACCUUUUAUCUGCAAACUCUGUGGAAAGAAUUUCUCACAUAACAUAUACCUAAAGAAUCACAUGAGGAUUCACAACUAGAGAGAAUCCGUUCGCAUGUGGUCAGUGUGGAUAGAGUUUCAGAUAUAAAGAAAGCCUUAAUAAUCACAUUAAGUUUCAUUCAAGAGAGAACAGUUUUAAAUGUCAUCAGUGUGAAAUGAGUUUCACAGAGAGGAAACAUCUUAAGAAUCAUGUUAAAAUUCACGUCUGAGAAAAGCCUUUACUGUGCCAUCUCUGUGGAAAGAGAACUUUGCUCAACUGGAGGAAGCCUCAAGAAACACUUGAGAAUUCGGCUGGUCUCCAUGUUUGGAAACCCAGAGUCCCAGUCAAACGCAGUCAGUCCAGUAUGGGAUGACAACAGCAAAGAAAAUACUAUUUUGAAGAAAGUUUGUACACAAAUUUGAGAUGUGACUAACGGAGUUUAGCAGUGUGCUACAAAUGGAGAAAUUCUGAUGUGAAAUUGUAAACCGAAGAGAUUCUUACAGAUAUGGAAACUCUUUUAAAUAUCUUGAAGGUGAUAACUGAUUAUUAAUUUCAACACUCUAGACAAGGGAUAGGCAAUGAUGGUUCUGGGUACCACUGUCCUGCAGAUUUUAGGUCCAACCCUAAUCAAACACACCUGAACAAGCUAAUUAAAGUCUCCAAAGUUACAAGAGCUACAGGCAGGUAUUGGUUUUUUCAAGGUUUGAGCUAAACUCUGUAGGACAUCGUCACUCCAGGACCACGUUGCCUAUCCCUGAUCUGGACAUAUUCUCUGUGUGGUGUGAAAGACUAUGUCUAGUAAGGUUAUCAUGCAGCUAUUGAAUAAUUGGAUGAUAUUUUGUACUGAAAUUUUAUUUUAUAUAGCCCCCCUCCCAAUUUUAGAAAACUUUUGGGGCAUCAUAAAGAGGAAGAUGCGACAAAGAAGACCUAAGACAGUUGACAUCCAAAGCAGUUUGACCAAUAACAUGUAGGUAUUGUUCAUAAUUGACCAAUUGUGGGGCUGCGCGUGAGAGGGUAUGAACUACAAGGAACGAUCAAAGCUGUGCCAACAUGUGUUUGUUCGGUCGAUUGACUUGAAUCAUUGCUGCACACCAAUCAAAAAAAGACACCAAAGUAGGUUCGAGAGAGCAAAUCGAAAGCAUUAGGAGCGGUCUGCUCUGCUUUCUAUAGCUCACGAAUGUCACACAACUUGGAUAUUUUAGGCACAUGUGGGGCAUCUGGCCACUUUAUUGAGUAUAAACUGCUUACCUGUGCGCCCACUUUCCAGUGAUCACUCCGGUGUAUUCUCCAAGUUCCUGUUUUCCUUGUCAUCCAGUUGUCAUCGUGUGUAUAAGUGCUCCAUGUGUGGUUGUAGCUCCAUGUAGCUUCGCUUUUCUGUUGAAUCUCCAUCUUACUAUCACUCUCUGUUGUCAAAAGUGAUCAAAUAUAAACUUAAUUCCAACCAUAUAUUCGAAAUUAUCUAUCAAACUAAUCUGACCAUUCGCUUUGUAGCCGAUCUGACUCGAACCAGACAAAUUAAAGAGUCGAUCAGGACUGUGGUUGAAACACGAGCCGAAUACCUCAGGAAGUCCUAAAACAUUCUGUGCCACAAGUCCCAAACAAGAUAACCAACCAACCAACUCUGCAUCUUCAGCCAACGCCCAACCACGGGCUUCCCAAGACGUCACUUCAGCGACUACUGAACUUCCAGCCAAUCAGCGACAUCGGAAACCCCCUUUCAACGACAACAAAGGGACACCUUUGCACAGGCUGUCUGUACUGGUGUAUCUAAUAUAAUUUUAACCUCAUUGAGGAACUCAAUGCGAGGGUUAAUUAAGUGAUUGAUGGUUGUUCAUGUCUAUGCAAUUUAACGUAUUGCUGUAAACUUGGGAUUCCACAUUUCCAUUCUCUUAAACUCAUCUUUCCCUAACUUUCGAUUUUCCUGCAACUUGUGUGAAUGUAUGAGUGCGUGCGUUUAUGUGUUAGAUUAGUUUAUGUCUUAGAUUUAUCUAAUAAAGCCUUAUUCAUAUUGAAAAGAGAAGUAUCUUGUGUUUUGUGCUUACAAGUUAAUGUCUUAAAUUGCCGAUCUUGUUACUGUGCUAAUUGAUAUUGUUUUCACUAUAGUUUGGAUAUUAAUAUCCAGUGCAGAUUUGAUGUUAAACGGCUCGUUCAGUGAAUCGCAGGGCGUCUCAGUGAUCAGCCAUGAAACAGUGAUUCUGUUCAAAUUCCCUUUAAAAUCUUAGCUAAAUUGACCUGUUUCCCUUACAGCUUUAAAUUUUACAUUGCAAAUGCUUUGCGCAUACACCGCGUUAGCAUUCGUUAGCUUGUCAUUCACAUUUCCACUCGCGCUUCUAUUCGCAUCUACUACAGUUUUCUUUUCUCUUGCCUCAUUUCUUUUAUCUCACACGCCAUUUUUCAGAAGUUUAUCAAAAAACAUUGGUAAGUCAGAAUCAUUCUUCUUUCUCUGUUGGCAACGAGGGAUUUACAUGUGAUAAAUGCAGAGAAAUAGCAAGGCUUACAGGGAAGAUUUCAGAAUUAGAGACAUGCAUCCAAACUUUAAUUGAGGACAGUAAGAAUGUUAGGGCUCUAGAUACGGCUUUGGAUGCGUCUAGCUCAGGGACUCCUGUACAUUGUUAGGUUACGGAAUCAGAGCCUCUGCAGCAGGGCAACUGGGUGACAGUGAGGCAGCAUAAUCGUGGGUCAAAACACCGCUCUUCUGUUCCGAUCAAAACAUUAAACAAGUUCCCUCCACUCAGUGAUGCACUCACUGAGAAACCUGAUGAAAGUGCUCUAGUUAUUGGUGAUUCUAUUGUACAGAACGUGAAUAUAGAGACACCAGCCACCAUAGUCAAAUGUUUACCAGGAGCCAGAGCGCCUGACAUCUUGGCAAAUUUAAAAGUGCUGGCUAAUGCUAAACAUUAAUACAGUAAGAUAUUCACUAAUGAUGUUCGACUUUUCACCAGUCGGAGAUCACUAAAAAUAACAUUAAACUGUUAACCUGCACCCCGACGCGGGCGUCCUCAAUGCCCCUCAACUCGCAGGUGUCAGUGUUUACGAAUAGAUUAAAUGAAAUGGAACAAAUUUAAUCUUGACAAACUAUUUAUCAUUAUAAAGAUCUAAGCCUCAAGCAUCGAUGACAGAUCGCUGUUUUUGAAUGGAAAGCUUAUAAAGACUGUAUUUGACUAGAUUUGUGUAAGCAGUACACAUCAAAACAUGCACAAUGGAAAUGCAGUACAUACCAGAUUUGUCGUAAUAACGAGUCAGAAACACAUCCACAGCUGUAAAUCCCAGUUUAGUUAGAAAGGUAAGGGUCCACUGAACGACAUCUCAUGGAGCAUGUUUAGUCCAACGAAGCAAUAACAUUGUAAUAUGGAUCAUAAUUCCUUUGUUUACAUUUCAUUUCUUCAGUGACAGAAUUGUUUGCAUCCGUUAUGGAAUAACUCAUGGUCAGAAACUGUAUCUUGGUAGUAAAAAAAACGGCAUGGUUUUGCAGCGUACAGUGUCACAAACAGAAUGAGACAAUCCACUGGAAAAAAGAAUGAAUGAAAGAUUGGCGAAAUGUAGUUUAUUUGAAUUUUGCCGCUCCCUCGUGACGCGCUCUGACGCACCUGUCAGCUGAUGGAUGCAGAACUUAUAGCAAUCGCCUUUUUCUUUGUUUCUUUUCAUUUUUAACAGUUUUUAUAUAUGUGGGAGUGUAUUUUAUGUUGAAUGUGAAUGUAUCUGCAUGAUUACCAUUCUUUUGAGUGCAAAUCAGCCCAAAUCAGCUCGCUAUUACUGUAUGAUCACGGCUAUCAAAGUGAACGCGUCUAUAUGAAUAGAGAGAGUGGAUUAUUUACUUUAUGGCACAUUUGUGUUAUUACCAUCUGUAUAAGUGGCCAUCAGCACAUCAGUGCUUAUUUUCAUUGUAAUUCAUUGUAAAUGCUGAAUUUCUAGCAAUCUCAGGAUGUUCUGUAAUUGGCAAAUAAAGUUAAAUCUUUUUAUUAUUAUUAUUAUUAUUAUUAUUA